UUUUUUGCCUCGGUUCCCGAUAUUUUGAGAUUUGCUCAAUUACGUCAGACUACUGAGCUUCAUAGCCAGCUCCAACCAGACAAAGAAACAGACAACAUAAGGGACACUUACGAAGCUGCAAUUCAUCGAUGUUAUCACCCGGUUCUUGUAUGGGUCGUCAGCACUCUGCACCCAUUCCAUGCAGUUGUUACAAGUUCAGUAGGACUGGGGUUCUCCAGCUUUGAUAAUACUAGUUGGUAGGAAGCGUGGGAAGAGUAUGUCGAACGUCUCGACCCCUCGUGCUCGUGACACGAUUGUACAGUGCGUGUUGGAAGCACGCUCGAGCUUUCAUGAGAAACAGCAGAGAGCACUACAGAUGCUUGCCUCUCUAACCAAGGUGAGUGCCCAGAAUCGGAGCCUGCUUGCACAGUCAGAAGGUGCGAUCCCAACCUUGCUGGCGCUCUCGAAAUCACCCUCGUCGACGGUCCAGACCCUCGCACUCUCUGUUCUCUUCAACCUCUCCUUGAACCCAGAUCUGAAGCUCCUCCUAGCAGAUAUGGAGACGAUCCAUAGCCUUAACUCCGUCAUUAUCCUAUCGACCUCUCCCGAGUCCAGUAGGCUGGCAUCGUCCCUGAUCUGUAGCUUGGCGUUGCUGGACAAGAACAAGGCCAAGUUUGGAGUUGCAGGAACAAUCCAGCUGCUGGUCAAGGCUAUCUGCGGGCCUAUGAGCCCGGACGUGGCCCACCACCUCCUGAGCUCGCUCGCAGAGUUGGUCCAAUUCCAUGGGAACUGCACUCUCGCUGUGCGGUCAGGAGCCAUACCUGCACUCCUCCGGCUUGCAGAGUCCAGUGAUGAGGAGGACCUUGCCGCCACGUCCCUCACCAUUCUAGGGCUUCUGGCUCGUUUUGAUGAGGGCCUGAGGGCCCUGAGGAAGACCGAUGGGAUCGUUGCUUCAAUGGUUGACGUCAUAGUGGGAAGGAGCAUGUUGAGCAAGGAAGGCGCGGCAGAUGUUCUACUUCGACUUUUUGAUGAGAGCGAGGGGUGCAUAAGAGAUGCCCUUAGGCUGUCCGAGCUCUCCACUGUGCUGGCUGACCUCUCCGUCAGGGGGUCAAGCCGGGCCAGAGAGAAGGCUGCUUUGCUGAUGAAGAAGAUGAUGGAGGUCGAAUCUUAUGCCGAUGGUAACUCGAUCCUCUACGAAUGGUAAUAGGCUAACCCGGUAGGUUUUUGCGCAUUUCCAGGUGACUGGCGUUUGCGUGAUAUCUAGUCGGCUGGCUGUCGCAGGGAUCAUUGCUCGAUUGUGUUUCUAAAACUCGUGUUCAGAAUUACUGCCAUAAAUCUCGGAGCGCUUAUAAUGUGUAGAAGUGACCCGUGUUUCUUGCAUAAUGUCAUAAUGCUGCUUAAGGCUACUGUCAUCUCGUGGACGUUAUACGACAUAGCCAACAUGUUCUCUCCCGAUGUUCCAGUUUUGGAAUUUGGAUAGACUGGUUGGUCCCAACUCGGCUGAAUUUCCGAUAAAUAGCUAAAGAAUAUAUUGUACGACUUCAAGUGUCAACUCCGCAAACAACGCACCGUGGCCCAUAGAGGAUGGAAGUAUGGUGUAAUUACACGUGUCCUCGACUUGAAAUCAAAAGUAUUUAGA
This is a messenger RNA of Punica granatum (pomegranate), 1618 nucleotides long. Lineage: Eukaryota; Viridiplantae; Streptophyta; Magnoliopsida; Myrtales; Lythraceae. The record is from RefSeq and is a predicted model, not a curated record.